Molecule: messenger RNA, 664 nt
Organism: Mercenaria mercenaria
Lineage: Eukaryota; Metazoa; Mollusca; Bivalvia; Venerida; Veneridae
Product: plexin A3-like
Exons: 6
Biological process (GO): regulation of cell migration; semaphorin-plexin signaling pathway involved in axon guidance
Cellular component (GO): semaphorin receptor complex
Molecular function (GO): semaphorin receptor activity
Source: RefSeq, a predicted model, not a curated record
GGCAUCCAGGAAAAGCAGCUGUUCAAAUGAAACUGACCAUUGGCUGUCAUCAUUGAAAGAGUGUAUCCAGCUUACCCUUGACCCAAAAGGAAUUCCAGCAAACAAUGCAGCAAAAAAGGUAACAAUAGUUGCAAGAAACUUUCCAGCUGAAAAAUCUGGUGGUACAUAUAAAUGUGUUUAUAGAAAACUUGGCUCAGAAAAGAUAAAUGAAACAUCAGCAGUGAGAUCUCGUGAUAAUACCUUCACAUGUAUAACACCACAAGUGGGCAGUCAUACCAGUGCAGUGUUGGAACUUGUGGCUGUAUUGUCAACUGGGAAUAUAACUCUUGCAAAGGCAGAUUUCUUAUUUUAUAACUGCCAAAUGUACAGGAAGUGUGGAGAGUGUGUGAAUACAGUAGGCGCAAAUUGCACAUGGAAUUUGGACAGUGUAGUGUGUUCAGAUCAAUCAGAAUACAUAACCAGUAAAAUGGAUUGUCCAAAGCUGGUUAACAACAAAGAUGUAAAAUUUAUUCCAACAUCGGUCAGUUCUCAAGUAACAUUUGAAGCAAAAAACAUCCUAAACAAUACAAAAAUGUGGUGUUAUGUGCCAAAAAAUGGAGAAGAUAUUCUUAAGUCUCAGCAUGCGCCAGUAGAUAAGGCAAAUGGCUUAAGUUGCUUUCUUAAU